CACUCACAUUCUUGACGAAAUCCACAUUCGCCGGCAGGAGCCAUCCCCCCAACCCACCAUCGCCAGCUCAGUACAACCCGGCCGUUCGGAUUCCAUCUCACACCAUCCACAAUGGCCGUCCCACCCAAGUUCGCGGCCCACAAGCUCACAUUCGGACCUCCUAAGUCCCUCGCCGAUGGCAACCCGGCAGGCGGCGUCCCUUCGCAAGCCCACACGCUCGAGCUCUACCUCGACUACGUCUGCCCAUUCUCGGCGAAGCAGUUCAACACAUUCUACAAUGACGUCGUGCCCGCCGUCCGCGCAAACCCAGCUUGGGCGUCCAACCUUGAGGUCAUCUUCCGCCAGCAGGUCCAGCCGUGGCACCCGUCGAGUACGCUCGUACACGAGUCGGCCGUCGCCGUGAUCAAGGUGGCGCCGCACAAGUUCUGGGAGUAUAGCGAGGCGCUCUUCAAGGCGCAGAAGGACUACUUUGACGCAAACGUCGUCAACGAGCUGCGCAACGACACGUACCGACGUCUGGCCAGGCUCGCGGGCUCCGUGGGCGUCGACGAGGACGAGAUGCUGCGGCUACUGCUCGUGUCGGACAAGCCCGACAGCGAGGGCGCGCUCAACGUCGGCAACGGCGUGACCAACGACUUCAAGGUGCUCAUCAAGCUCGCGCGGCUGACGGGCGUGCACGUCAGCCCGACGGUGCUGUUUGAUGGGUACCCGAACAACGAGAUCAGUUCUGGCUGGACACCGGAUCAGUGGAAGGAGUGGCUGCAAAAGAAUAUUGUCUGACUGGAAGGCCCGCGAGAUGCAAUCCGGGAGCAUCGGCUCUGAGGAAGAACGAUACCUACAACCACACUGUACUUAUGUGUUAGUGGUCACCUGGCAGGCUAUAGAAUGGGGGUACUACCUAGGCCCUGACGGGUUCGGCGGGUCUCCAGUCGCGUCUAGUCCGGAACAGUCCGCAAUUGAAAACUUGCAAGAUCAAAUCCCC
Molecule: messenger RNA, 982 nt
Organism: Colletotrichum destructivum
Lineage: Eukaryota; Fungi; Ascomycota; Sordariomycetes; Glomerellales; Glomerellaceae
Product: Putative Thioredoxin-like superfamily
Exons: 1
Coding region: 112-780 (222 amino acids)
Source: RefSeq, a predicted model, not a curated record